Messenger RNA from Penicillium cosmopolitanum, 1767 nucleotides. RefSeq names its product Hsp70 family protein. Bases 1 to 1767 code for a protein of 588 amino acids. The transcript is spliced from 16 exons. Lineage: Eukaryota; Fungi; Ascomycota; Eurotiomycetes; Eurotiales; Aspergillaceae. The record is from RefSeq and is a predicted model, not a curated record.
AUGGAUGAUGGGAAAAUUAUUUGCGCCAUCGACUUUGGUACUACGUACUCUGGAGUAGCGUAUGCCUACGUCGAGAAGGAUCAGGAUCCCUCUGAUGUUUCAAUCGAGCUUAUUGAAGACCACUGGCCGGGGAUGGGCAGCCAAAGCUCCCCGAAAGUGCCAUCGGUCUUCAAAUUUGACAAAACCGCCCCAGGGGGUUUCAAGUGGGGCUUUGAACUAGACAAUGACCCUGACAGGAUUUGCUACGCGAAACUUUAUCUUGAUCCUGAACAGAUACGUGCAGCCCAGACACUAGCUACAUUUUCAACGAAACUGGGGAAGCUUCCUCCGAAUCGCAAGGUUACAGAUGGAAUAACCAAAUUCCUCGAGUCUAUCCGUGCUCUAGCUAUAGAUCGAAUGGAGUCAGAAUGGGGCAAAGACUUCAUCCUCGACACGCCGAUGGAAACUAUUCUCACCGUUCCGGCCGUGUGGUCCGAUAAAGCAAAAUCGGAUACGCUGCAGUGUGCACAUCGAGCCCAUUUCGGCCCUCUGGACAAGAUCAGGAUGAUAACGGAGCCAGAGGCGGCUGCCGUCUACACAUUUCACCAGCUACCAGAUUCCUCUGUAAAAAAGGGCGACAUAUUCAUAACAUGUGAUGCCGGUGGAGGCACUGUCGAUCUCACCACCUACCGAGUCUUUGAGACGUCGCCACUUCUAAGGGUCGAUGAGGUAACUGUUGGUAGCGGCGGGCUUUGCGGAUCUGUCUAUCUGAACCGCAAAUUUGAGGCACUCGUGCAAACGAGGCUCGGAAAGGAGCUAGACAAGCUUUCCUGGUCAGAGUCACUGGAUGCUAUGGAUGAGAUGCAACAAGCUUUCAACGAAGACAUAAAAAUAAAUUUCGGUCUUGAUGGCUUCUCGGGGGCAGAAUAUAAAGUUCGCGUCCCAACUACCAUUGAACUUGAAGAUGAUUCAGACCUCGGAAUUGAGAGUGGUAACUUAAUACUGACAGUUGACGAGCUGAAAGGGGUGUUCGAUCCGGUGAUUGGCAUGGUUAUCGUGCUAAUAAACGACCAACUGGAUCGCGUCGAGGAAAGCCUCGGCAAUGUUAAAGUUUCUGCGCUUCUGCUUGUUGGCGGAUUUGGAAGCAGCGAGUAUCUCCGCCAAGAGAUCAAGAACCACUUCAAUGGGGAGGAUGAUAUUCCAGAGCUCAGGGUUAUUCAACCGGUGAACGCGUGGUCUGCCGUCACCCGGGGCGCCAUGCUGCGAGGAAUCCAGGGUGACAUUGUUGAAACACGCAUCAUCCGCCAUCAUUACGGUAUUGAUAUGAAGGAAGUCUGGAAUCCAGAUGUCCACGAAGCUCCAGACAAACGCCGGACUGCUGAGUCGAACAAGAUAUGGAAUGCUACAGAGCAGAAGCACUUUUGCCGUAAUGUCAUGCGGUGGUAUGUGAACAAGGGUGAUAAAUUCACCUCAAAGAAAGUCGUCAGUUUCGAUUUUUACCGGGCGCUCACCAACCUCGAAAACAUGAUAUUUUCAACCGAUUUGAUCAUUUACACCGGCUCGGGUGAACCUUCGUUCUUCGUCACACCUGACUGCAGGCGCGUUGCCACUCUUAAGUCAGACCUCUCUGGAAUCCCAGCCUCCGAGUUUGAACUAGUCGAUUCCGGACAUGGGAAUUGGUAUAAGGUCAGUUAUGACAUUGAAAUGAGCUUCGAGGCAACUUUGUCAUUUCGGCUUGUGUUCAAAGGCAAGGUCAUUGGGCAAUGCGAUGUAGACUAUGGAAGAUGA